AUGUCAAAGUUCAAUUCGGAACUAGUCAGUUUUAAAACUACUAGAUUGAGUGAACAGCAAAAAUGUCAAGUAAACAUAUUUCAAAUGAGACCAAUCACAGGAAGAAAAUUCAAUGUACAGCAUGCGAAAGUCAUUAUUCGACAAGUUCUUGAACAAUUUUCUGCAAUUAUCAACGAAAAUGAACACGGUGGUAUAAUAAUCAAAUGCAAAGCGACAAAAUAUUCUCGAAUGAAACAGUCUGUAUACGAUGUAACCAAUCGAUUACGUGAAAUGAUAUUAGCGAAUAUGAUGGCGUUUAACAUUAAAACAGAUGGUCGAUAUAAACUGAUUGUUUAUGUGAUUCAUGUAGAUGAUAAUUCAGAGAAUAGUUCAUCAUCGCCUUCAUCUAGCAUUUUAGUUACAAGUCGUGGAUUAUGCAAUAAUGAGACAGACUGUUGGGUAUCUGAUACCGAAAGAACUGUAUACGGACAAUUUAUUGCGGUUGUUUAUGCAUGUUAUCAUGAAUAA
Molecule: messenger RNA, 507 nt
Organism: Heterobilharzia americana
Lineage: Eukaryota; Metazoa; Platyhelminthes; Trematoda; Strigeidida; Schistosomatidae
Source: the annotation of a GenBank genome assembly